Mycena indigotica is the source of this 1164-nucleotide messenger RNA. RefSeq names its product Cmgc cdk cdk7 protein kinase. Gene Ontology annotation, biological process: protein phosphorylation; positive regulation of transcription by RNA polymerase II. Gene Ontology annotation, cellular component: nucleus; transcription factor TFIIH holo complex; transcription factor TFIIK complex. The transcript is spliced from 6 exons. Gene Ontology annotation, molecular function: cyclin-dependent protein serine/threonine kinase activity; RNA polymerase II CTD heptapeptide repeat kinase activity; ATP binding. The record is from RefSeq and is a predicted model, not a curated record. Lineage: Eukaryota; Fungi; Basidiomycota; Agaricomycetes; Agaricales; Mycenaceae. The coding region runs from base 19 to 1164 and encodes 381 amino acids.
UCGCCCACAACUUCCUUCAUGGAUGCAGUGGAGAAAGCAAAUGCGGAACGUCAAAAACGAUGGGUAAAAGACCAGAAGAUUGGAGAGGGUACCUACGCUGUGGUCUAUCGAGGAAGGGAGGCAUCCAGUGGCAGACAGGUAGCCAUAAAGAAGAUCAAGGUCGGCUUGUUCAAAGAUGGGCUCGACAUGUCUGCUAUUCGCGAAGUGAAGUACCUGCGUGAGCUCAAGCACCAAAAUAUCAUCGAGCUGCUGGAUGUAUUCUCUUCGAAAACAAAUCUCAAUCUUGUACUCGAGUUCCUAGAAUCCGACUUGGAGCGUGUGAUCAAGGACAGGUCCCUCGUAUUCCUUCCCGCUGAUAUCAAAAGCUGGAUGGCAAUGACUUUCCGUGGACUCGAGUUUUGCCACCGGAAUUGGAUACUGCAUCGGGAUCUCAAACCCAACAACUUGCUUAUCGCCUCUGACGGUCAGCUCAAGAUCGCUGAUUUUGGUUUAGCUCGCGACUUUGCAGACCCGGGCUACAAAAUGACCUGUCAAGUUAUCACUAGGUGUGUGUGUGCAGCUGUUGGCUACAGUCGCGACUCUGACAUCAACCAUGGAUGGUAUCGUCCUCCGGAAUUGCUGUUUGGUAGCCGCUAUUAUUCGACUGCAGUUGACAUCUGGUCUGUUGGGUGCAUUUUCGCUGAACUCAUGCUUCGGACUCCCUACCUCGCGGGAGAAAGCGAUAUGGACCAGCUCAACACGAUAUUCCGCGCGCUUGGCUCUCCCACUGAACAGGAUUGGCCAGGUCACACCAAAUUACCAGACUAUGUGCCCAUCGGUCAUUUUACUCGGGCACCGCUGCGAGAUCUCUUCACAGCCGCCAGUGUUGACGCUUUGAACCUCCUUACACAAUGUUUGAUCUAUGAACCCAAGAAACGAAUCACCGCCAAAGACGCUCUCAGUCAUGCUUACUUUUUCGCUCCUCCGUAUCCAUCACACCCGUCUAAACUUCCGAAAACAUCUCCUCCCGUGAAUACCACACAACCAUUGGACGAAAUCGACGGCAACACGCUUUCAGGCAAGAACAACCGGAAACGUAAAUUGAGCUCUUCAACGGACGAAACCAAGACACGUUCUGCUGUUGCUCGGCGCUUAGACUUCACGAAAACGACCCCAGGCUCAUAA